GUGUUACAAUAUCAAGUGAAGCUAAAGAAGAGCUCCUCGUUUGGAUUUCUAGCAAUCUUAUUUUUUGAGAAAAAUCAUCAAGAGAUGGGAAACAUCAUUCCAAUAGACUCGCACAGGAAAGAGCGAAUUGAAGAUUUAGCCAAGGAUUUCUUGGGGACUUUUUCCCAGGAGUUUAUUCAGGCUUAUGGGAUUGAAUUUGCAAAAGCAAAACUGGCGGAUAUUGAUAAAGAAUCGUUUAAGGAAGAUGGACCCAAGAGGGAGCUUACGUAUAGAAAGGAUAAGGUUGAAGAGGAUGAGCCAAUAAAAAAGGGAUAUCUGAUCAAACAAGGUGCCUUAGUUAAAAACUGGAAGAAAAGAUACUUUGUAGUCAAACAAGAUUACUGUAUAGAAUACUAUGAGAACCAGGAGGCAUUUGAAAAGGGUUUUAAGGCUAAAGGAGUGAUAUGCCCAGCAGGAUAUGAAGUGGAAGAGGAUGCUGAUAGUGCUAUUAUUGAGCGUUUGAAGAAAGUUGCUAAACAGCUUGGUAUUGAUGAGAAGGAAAUACCAAUGCCGGAGAAAUACCCUGAGCACACCUUCGAACUAGGACACCAAUCCCGACGGCCAUUCUACAUUACUGCUGAAAAUGAGGAAGAGAAAAAGAAAUGGCUGGAAGUAAUGAAGACAUGUUGCAGAAAAUUCAAAGGAUUCAAGAAUCCUGACCUAAUCAGUAGGGCUGCCUUUAAAAGUGCAUACAGGCGAACAUGUUAUAGACACUUGUAUAGACACUACUCAGAAGACUAUGGAACAGAAGAACAGGUCAUGACUGCUUCAAUCGUUAGUGAGAUAAAUAACAGAGUUAUGGGAGAUGUGUACCAUGAUCUAUCUACUCUGCCUGGAGGGUACAAAGUCAGAAACAAAGUGAAAGAAAAUGUGACCAAAACUCUUGAUUCUCUUGUGACGGCCAUGGUUAUACCUUCCUACAAAGGACAAGUUGAAGCAACACAAAAGAUGGUUGGUCCAUUGGAUGAUUUGAUCAAUAGCAAGAAGGAUGAGAUGGUGGAAACCCAGAAAAAACUCACCCAAAAACUAUCAGAGGAGCUCGAUGACAAAUUGGGGGUGGCAUUCGAAGAUGUUAGAGAUGCUGUAAUAGCAAUGGAAACAGAGUUGAGGGAAAUUGCAAAAAAGAUGAUUUCUCCGCUUCGCGAGUACCUCUUGGUACAAAUCAUUGACGAGAUCAUAAAGAAGGCUAAAACUAACGAUGAUAUCGAGGCUUCUCUAAAAGAGUAUUUCAAGAAAUUGUGCACCGAAAGGAGUUGGAGGAGUAAAGAUUAUUGGUACCAUUACUACAACGCUGCUUGCCCGAUGGUGAAGGUCAUGGCAAAACACGAGGAGACUUUUGCUGGUUAUUAUAGACACUACACCACAGUUGAAAUUGCGCUGGAUACGAUGGCAGAGGUUUUAGAUGCUGCUGGUUAUACGUUUCAAGAACUUUUUAAGGAACUCAGUAAAGAAACCGAUGCUCUAAAGAGCGGCGAUACUGCCGCUGAAGUCAUGGUUAAUGUCAAGGAUGAAGUUCUGACGAGAUUCGACUCCGACGCGCAGAAUUAUGCAAGUGAAAUCAGUUACCAGAUCACUCAUGAAGCCGCGGUACAUUACCUGACCAAAACUAUGGAGCCCGUGGCCAAAGAUUUAUUAUCGAGUUUGAAGACGAUGAUCCCAGAUCCCAUCAACAAGGUCGUAAGUGUUCAGGAUCGUUAUGAGAUGUACGUCGAUCAGGUUGCCAAACGACUGGUAAAAAAGGCUAUUGGAAUUGACGUUUCCGCUGCUACACCAGAAGAAAAACCCAAACCUGCAGCAAAUGACGAAGCCGUGGAGGGAUCUGGAAAACCUGCUCAAGAAGGAAAGAGUGAUGAGCAGGAGAACGCCGCUGGGAAUGUACCACCCAACGAUCAACCUACAACUGAUUUGUAAAAGUGUAUGGUAUUUUUACAUUUAAUUUCAGUGGGAUCAAAAAUAUCUUUAUGAGAAAUUGCUUGUAUGAAAUUCUUAAUUCAUCGAGAUGUACGUUUAUAUAAAUGCAAGUCAGGCCUACAUUACAGACAUUAAGGCACAACGCAACUACGUUGAUAAGAAUACUCUGCAUCUUAUUUACCGGCGAAAAUCUUUGUGCACAAACUACUUUGUCAUGUUCGAGUAAAAUUCAGUCAUCGUCUUGUCUUGCGCUAAGGUUUUAUCAGAUAAAGACUUUAAUUUAAAACUUCUUAUAGUAGAAGCAAAACAGCAAAAUAUAUUUUUUCUAAACAUGCGCUUAUUUUUUUAUGUAUUAAGAAUUUAAUGACGUAUCACAAGCAGCGCGCGCAAUUUUGUUUUCUUGUUUUACCGCGCCCAAUAUCGCUGACCGCCGCAUAAGCUAUAGGUAAAAGGUUUAAAUUAUUAUUAGUGUUUUAUUUCGUUUUAUGUUCUUAGGAUCACUGUUUUAAUUUGUUUCAUGGCAAUUGGUUUUUAUUUUACUUGUCUUUAAUUUAUUUCAAAUAAUUAUAAAUUGCAAUAUUAAUAUGAUAAACUACUAAUAAAGGUUUUGUAAAUUCGAA
Molecule: messenger RNA, 2570 nt
Organism: Actinia tenebrosa (Australian red waratah sea anemone)
Lineage: Eukaryota; Metazoa; Cnidaria; Anthozoa; Actiniaria; Actiniidae
Product: PH domain-containing protein DDB_G0267786
Source: RefSeq, a predicted model, not a curated record